GUUUCUCUUUCCUUAGUCAGUAAUAAGUCCUUCAGAGCCCUCACUUCCUAGCCAGCCCUCCCCUCCCCUGCCAGAUGGAGGAUUUUGUGUAGUAGGAGUCCCAGGAGCUGUGUUAGGGUAGCUGAAGCCCCAAGCCCCUGGGAAGGUAAACAACUGAGCCAGUCCUGGUUUUCUUCCCUGGGUUUCUGUUGGGCCCAAUUAUCCAGCCUAAUGGGCUGAGUUGAUGGACCCAGGAGUAUCACUUCUAAGGUGCACCCUGGGUCAUCUCACAUAUGUUUGCAUGUUGGGAAGGUGUGUUGUGCAUCACAUUUCCCCUGAGGUCUCAAAGCUUGGAGCUGUCUGAAAAGAGGAAAGUUGUUCCCAUUAUCCUGGAAGUAAGAAACUGAUCCUUGAGAAUUCUGGUGCCUACGCAGGCUUGGCUGUGAUCCUAACCAGAGACAGAUAGCAGCUGAGUCUGAGGGGGUUCGUGGCAGUAAGGUGAGGGAGGUGUCCUUCUGGGCACUUCCAGGAUACCCCCAUCUGGGACCCCUUCCUGCAUGCCCGGGGGAGAUGGGGCUGUUACCAUGGUGAUGACCUUAGGGUCUUGAUCAGGCAGGACAUUCCCCUAGCUCAGGAGGUGAGCCAGUACAAAGGCACCAUCUGUUCCCACCUCCUGUUGGUCACAGGGCCCUCAGGAAUCUGGGGACAGCCAAACUCUGGACAAGGGGCUGCUCAUUCCCCUCCUUACCUGCAUCCAGGAAUGCAACUGGGUUGCAUUGUUUCCUGGGCAUCAAGGGCAGUCCUGGUUCUUCUGCUGCAUGUUUCUGCCAUUGGAGCUGGGCAAGGGAAGGCAUGGUGCUACUUACACCUGGAAACGGGGAACAGAGGCCAAGAACAGCGGCAGGAGAGGGGCAGCAGGAUGAAUGUGGGCACGGCGCACAGCGAGGUGAACCCCAACACACGGGUGAUGAACAGCCGAGGCAUCUGGCUGUCCUAUGUGCUGGCCAUCGGGCUCCUCCAUGUCGUGCUGCUCAGCAUCCCCUUCGUGAGCGUCCCUGUCGUCUGGACUCUCACCAACCUUAUCCACAACAUGGGCAUGUACAUCUUCCUACAUACGGUGAAGGGGACACCCUUCGAGACCCCAGACCAGGGCAAGGCGAGGUUGCUAACCCACUGGGAGCAGAUGGACUACGGGGUCCAGUUCACAGCAUCGCGGAAAUUCUUGACCAUCACACCCAUCGUGCUGUACUUCCUCACCAGCUUCUAUACCAAGUACGACCAGAUCCAUUUCAUCCUCAACACUGUGUCCUUGAUGAGCGUGCUCAUCCCCAAGCUGCCCCAGCUCCAUGGAGUCCGGAUUUUUGGAAUCAAUAAGUACUGAGGGUGCAGCCCCUUUCCCUGCCCAGAUGGCGGGGGAGGGGUAGACGCCUGUGCUGUGAUGCUGAAGACAGAAGGAGCCUCUGGAUACUGCCAGAGAUGGGGGUUGAGCCUCUGGGCCCUAGCUUCCCCCCUCACUUCCCUCAGUAGCCAACUUGAAGUAGCUUGUAGUGGGGUUGGGAUACUCCCCUCCCCGCAGCCCUGACCCUUCUGAUUUUUUUGAUCUUUUCCUUUUGCCUUUUGGAUAAAGACUCUGAGGGGGUGGUCGUAGAACCGGCUGGGCUCCUGGGCUGAACACAGACCUGUGAGGUUGGGACAAGAGGCCAGGGAAACCCUCUGUUCACUUGCACCUCCUCAGACCGCUAUAGCACUUUAACCCCCGUGAGGGGACGGUACAGUUUCUGACUGUUUCACUUUAGUUCUGAAGUCUUUAGGAUGACCCUCAGUGUGUGCUUGUAUGUGUGAAGGCCAGUGUGUGAUGGCGCCUCAUCCCUCUGGGAAGAGAACCGUCUAAUCAAAGACUCAUGCUUCUGGCAGCUUCCCUGCAACCCACCCUGGGGAGUGGGUGGGAGUUGGGGGCGGGGUAAGGAAAGGGGUGAUGGGGCGCUGCGUGGAUGGCCUGGCCCCAGAGGUGAGGGGGCCAGGGCUGCCCCCAUCCUGCCCUGGUGGAGACAAGGAGGGGUUGGGAGAAGGGGUGGGGAUGGUGAGUUGAGACUUCGAAGAAGGGGGACACACAGUAGCAG
Messenger RNA from Hipposideros armiger (great roundleaf bat), 2099 nucleotides. RefSeq names its product ORMDL sphingolipid biosynthesis regulator 3 (gene ORMDL3). The coding region runs from base 740 to 1360 and encodes 206 amino acids. Gene Ontology annotation, cellular component: endoplasmic reticulum membrane. The record is from RefSeq and is a predicted model, not a curated record. Lineage: Eukaryota; Metazoa; Chordata; Mammalia; Chiroptera; Hipposideridae. The transcript is spliced from 4 exons.